Helianthus annuus (common sunflower) is the source of this 1056-nucleotide messenger RNA. Its product is annotated as zinc finger BED domain-containing protein RICESLEEPER 1-like. The transcript is spliced from 2 exons. NCBI's taxonomy places the organism in Eukaryota, Viridiplantae, Streptophyta, Magnoliopsida, Asterales, Asteraceae. Bases 1 to 1056 code for a protein of 351 amino acids. The record is from RefSeq and is a predicted model, not a curated record.
AUGGCUUCAAAGAACUCUAAAACCACAAAUUCCCCAUCCGUCAAUAAUGUUCCUCAAGGUCAAAGCGCUCCAUAUGUUGUUGGAACAUUAUCACAUAGUCGCAAUGCGGAAGUAUGGGGCAAUUGGGACUUGGUCGAAAUGAGUGACGGUUCGCAAAAGGCCCAAUGUAAACAUUGUGGCGCCUUGUUAAGCAAGGACUCUAACUCGACGUUAACGAAGCAUGCUAAAAAGUAUUGUAAAGCUUUAAAAGAUUUGCCACCCGGUCAAGUUCAACUCUCAAAAGAUGGUAUGAUAUUUCGCUAUGAACAAAAGAUAGCUCGAGAUAGGAUGGCGAAGUUGGUGAUUCAAAAAGCGUUGUCGUUUGGACACUUCGACGACCCCGAUCUUACUAAGCUUAUUAGGGAAACGCUUCAACUUUGCUACAAACAUAAAAGAUUUAAUUGCUUUUUUUUAACUUUAAAAACUAGUGUAAACCUAACUAGUGAUGUGUGGUCGGCUCCACACGGUUUACCCGAAUCAUACAUUUGUGUCACCGCUCAUUGGGUUGAUCCCGAUACAUGGCAAAUGAUGAAGCGUACGAUUGCAUUUGAAGAGUUUCCUUCUCCUCAUACGGGAGAAAAUAUUUAUAAAAUUAUAAAUGCCACAAUAAUGAAAUAUUGUUUAGAGGAUAAAAUUUUUUCAAUAUCAUUUGAUAACGCUUCAAACAACUCAAAUGCAAUCGAUAAAUUAAAGUUGAAGUACAAACCAAUUGUUGAUGGUGUUUGUUUCCACACAUGGUGUGUUGCACAUAUUAUUAACUUAGUUGUGCAAACCAGUUUAAAAGAUAAAUUUGUAUCGGAUUUUAUUAUAGCUUUUAGAGUAAUACUUCAAGAUGUUUUCAAAAGUGGCAAAGAACGAUACCAAGAUUACAAAAAGCUUUGUAAAGAUGUUAACCAAAAAUUAAUUGGACCUAAUUGGGAUAUUCCAACUCGGUGGAAUUCAACUUGUGAUAUGUUUAUAAUGGGAGUGAAGGGUAAAAAUUUGGGGUUUUCUAGGAAAAAACACAAAUUUUUUUAA